Molecule: messenger RNA, 1338 nt
Organism: Penicillium odoratum
Lineage: Eukaryota; Fungi; Ascomycota; Eurotiomycetes; Eurotiales; Aspergillaceae
Exons: 4
Coding region: 1-1338 (445 amino acids)
Source: RefSeq, a predicted model, not a curated record
AUGGACCCUUUGAGAGAAUCCGACCCACUAGUUUCUGUCAAAGAGGAGCUGUUUGACCCCACAGUCCAUCUCAACUAUGUGCCGCCUGAAAAGAAGAUAACGAUGCAAGAUUUGCUUUUGAAUCCAAGUUCAACCGCAACGCCUAUUGCAGGGACAGUACCAUUCCCACUACUAUCACCCCAAGGCGUGAGAGCCUAUCGAAAGGCCCUGUUCCAGCAGAAUGUGAUUGAACAGUGCGCAACGUCGCCAUUUCCCAACACCCUGGUCCUUCGUGAUGCAGUCAAACACUCUCGAUUUAUUCGGGACUUCUGGACCCACCCUGAAAUGAUGAGAAUAGUAUCUGAGGCUUCCGGGGUGCCUUUAGAGGUAGUGAUGCCCACAGAAAUAGGCCAUACAAACAUCCAGGCUGAAGGAGCAACGAUUGAAGGAAUGAUUAACAAUUUGAAGGUUGAGCCUUCAGUAGAGAAAAUAGAGUUGAGUCUUGAGGAUCGGGCUUACGAUCCACUGAAAGAUGAAGCUUCUAUCAUACCCUGGCACUAUGACUCCUAUCCUUAUGUUUGUGUUGUCAUGCUAAGUGAGACUGACGGCAUGGUCGGUGGGGAAACAUACAUCAAAAAGGGGAAUGGUGAAGCCCAAAAAGUGGAAGGUCCACAAAUUGGACAUGCAGUAAUGCUGCAAGGAGGAGAAGUUCAACACCUGGCUGCUCGUGCCAAGGGAGUGAAAGAACGAAUUUCUACAAUCACAUCUUAUCGCUCAAGGAUGCCGAACGUCUAUGACUCCAGCUACAUCACCAACAUCCGGCCUUAUGCGGAUCUGGGAUCGCUCUACCCCGAGUGGACUCGAUAUCGCCUGAGAAAGCUCCGAGAUGAAAUCACUCAUUAUCUUGAUAAGGCGGGGGAUGUUUCAAGCUCUUCCUUCCAAAGAGAAGAGCUGCAGAGUAUCAUUACUCAGCAAAUUGAGUAUUUGCACCGAACCUCUCGCCAGAUGGUCUCUCCUGAGUAUCAGCAGCAAGUUUUGAAGAAAUAUGGCAAAGCGGCAUACUAUGAUGCCUUUAAAAUCUGGGAGGCAGUCCAGAAAUUGCCUGAAUUUGAGAGUCUCGCAUCUUCCACCGAUCUCGAACGUGGCUGGAUGCCAACGAGCGUGUAUUGGGUGGAUCUUCAAAAGUCCAUCGAGGCAAUUCGCAUGAAAAUUCCGCUUCAAAGUACAUUUGGUACCCAUUUAUGGAGUGAGAGACGAAAGUUUUACAUGGGCGAUGAGUUGUUGCGACAGGGUUUGAAUGAAGUGUUUUUGGACUGGCUUGGAAGCUCGGGUCUGUGGGAUAUUUAUUCUAAGCGUUGA